AACGAAAAGAACUUGCGCUGAUCCAUCGUUGAUUCGUACUACGCGAAGAUGAAAGUUUGUUUUUGAAAUGAGAAGGUUGCUAUAUGCGUGUUGUUGAGCAAUGUAUAGAAAUUUCUUUCAAGUCACUGAAUUUCAAAGUGAAAACUUUAGAUACCUCGCUGUUGAAACGUGUUACUUAAAAAGAAAAUCAUGACUUAUCUAUCGUUGAGUUAUACUACUUUCUUCUGUUUCUGGUAGACAGUAGAGACUCGUAGCGACUUUCCUUGGAACUAAUUCAAGUGUGAUCUUUUUCGUCGGGAAUCUCGUACGCUUGCAGAUGUUAAUGCAUGCAGAAUUAAUAAUCUGUCUUUAUGUAUUAUGUUAUGGGGCCGUUUCUAGCAGAAUUUGUUGGAAUUGUUCAUUUUGUACGCUUGUACGCCGUAACCCGUAACGACUGCAAAAUGGCAUACUUGCUGUAUGCAGUAACACUAUAUUGCCAUUCUGUAGGCGUUGACAUUUAUUAAACAGGUUGCGAAAAUGAGAUUAAUUCUAAAGAAUAUCCUAUUUGUGCUAUCAUUAAUCGAAAAAUGUAGUACGACUCAAAGAUAAGAUCAGAAUAGCUUAUUUUUAAGCAAUAAAUUUCUUAAUGCAUGUACACUUUGUAAACGUAUAAGUAUAGGCAUUCUCGACUGAUAUAACGCUGCUACGUUCAGAAAAAAUAUGAAAACAGUUCGCAGAAAGGUUCAAAAUUAUAGUGACGUUACAAAACAUGUAAGCCUCGUUGUUUUAUGAAAGCAACAGAAUAUUAGUCUAGUAUGAAAAACGGAGAAUGCGUCAAUGUCGGCAUCGACCGAGGAAGUCAGAGUGCCGACACUCGCCAAGUUUGCAACAGGCGGCAUAUCCGGGUAAAAGAACAAAUAGAUUCACGUUGCAGCUUGCAAUUAGAAUAACAAAGACGCUAUUUUUUAUUCUUCAUGCGCAAAGGCUGAUGCAAGGAGCAUUCUUAAAACGUAAAACUGUCGGCAACCCCAUUCUUAAUUCUGUCGUCACAGAGUGAUAGCGCAAUCCUCGACGCAUCCUAUGGACGUUGUUAAAAUACGCAUGCAGGUCUCGAGAAGCAGCUUGCGCGACACGAUCCUCGAGACGUUUCACGCGAGCGGAGUCCGCGGCUUCUACACUGGACUGACUGCGGCUAUUCUUCGUCAGCUGACCUACACCACCACCAGACUAGGGAUGUACAACACGUUGUUGGAUGUUGCAGAACAACAGUUUGGCCGUUUGAAUUACGCGACGAUGAUCAGCUUCGGGAUGGUCGCUGGCGUGAUGGGUUCCUUCGUCGGCACCCCCACGGAUUUGGUAUUGGUCCGCAUGGUGGCCGACAUCAAUCUGCCACCAGAGAAGCGAAGAAACUACAGGAAUGCCAUUAGUGGUAUCUUAGAUAUAUGGAGAACCGAAGGAUUCUUUCGAUUGUGGAGAGGAGCAGUACCCACGAUGGGCAGAGCAGCAGUCGUCAAUGGAACUCAAUUAGGCACAUACACCAGAGCGAAGAUGAUACUGCAAGACACAGGAUAUAUCCAAAAUGGUAUGUUACUGCAAUUUGUCGCUGCUAUGAUAUCAAGCGUCAUCACGUGCUGCGCCUCGAUUCCGGUGGAUGUUGCGAAAACUAGGAUUCAGAACUGGAGGCAUUCUGCAAAACCAACUAGCGUAAUGGCUACGAUCGUGAAUAUCGCGAGGACAGAAGGAGUAAUGUCGCUGUGGCGCGGUUUCCUCCCAUAUUACUCCAGAGCAGCACCCAAUACUGUAAUCACCAUGGUGUGCCUCGAUCAGCUUCAACGAACGUAUUUCAAACUUUUUCCAGUGUCAUAACGUAAACGAACUUUCCUGUUUGUAUAAAACAUAUUUUUUCGAUAGUGCACCGUGAUAUAAGUAGAGCGAGGCCCUAGAUGGCCGCGUGUUUGAAUAAUUAGCACGAUGACGUUUCUUUGAAAAGUAAGAUUUAAUUUGGAAUUCCUUGCAUCCGCAAAGGGCAAAACAUAAAUACAUAACGAAAACGUGAAUAUAGAAAUUUUGGUUUCAGAUGAUUUGGAAUUAGUCUUGAUACAUUCUGUAAAAUCGCAUCAAUUGCUCGUUGACGAUGAGAGUCAACACUGUAUGUGGGCCUAUUCUGCAGUAAGUCGGCCAGAAACCUUUCCAGAGAGCCCCCAACCCCUCGUUUUUUCCUAUUGACAGCAUAACUGCGAUCAUACCCGGAGGUUUCCCAGUAAUCUUCAUGUUUUGUAUCCUGCCAAUGCAGAACGAUGGUCUUAUUAAAAUACAAUACUCUUCCCUUUUU
Messenger RNA from Ooceraea biroi (clonal raider ant), 2311 nucleotides. Its product is annotated as mitochondrial 2-oxoglutarate/malate carrier protein. NCBI's taxonomy places the organism in Eukaryota, Metazoa, Arthropoda, Insecta, Hymenoptera, Formicidae. The record is from RefSeq and is a predicted model, not a curated record.